This is a messenger RNA of Penicillium waksmanii, 312 nucleotides long. Its product is annotated as FAD-dependent oxidoreductase. Gene Ontology annotation, molecular function: FAD binding. NCBI's taxonomy places the organism in Eukaryota, Fungi, Ascomycota, Eurotiomycetes, Eurotiales, Aspergillaceae. The record is from RefSeq and is a predicted model, not a curated record. The transcript has 2 exons. The annotation marks the transcript as partial.
CUUCAAUACUAUUUCGAGAAAGUCUACGAAAAGGCCCUUGUAAAAACGCAUCUGGAUUUGGAAGAGGCCAGCUACGAGUACUGGCACAAGGACCGUUAUGUCUGCAUAGGUGAUUCGAUACACAAGAUGACGCCUAACGCAGGCCAGGGUGGAAACAGCGCAAUUGAAAGUGUUGCUACACUUUCUUAUCACCUUUCAGCUCUACUUCGGCACACAUCUUGUCCGAAAACAGAGAAUCUCAAACAACUGCCUUCAGUCAUGACAGAAGUCUCGUCGCCCACGAGCCCCAAAAAUUCCCAAUUCAGCGAAUGA